UUUCCAGUCCAUGGUACUCAGCACUCGGUACCGCACAAGCUAACCGACUCGACGCGUAAUACCAGUUAACAAAAUUUAAUCAAGAGUGUUCGUGAGAUUGUGUAAUUUUAUCGGAAAAAUUUCCCGAAAAAUCAGACCAGACGACACGUUGUUUUUUUUUUCUCGGGAAGAAAAGAAUAAGAGAGAAAGUGAACAAACGUGGUGGUACACUAGCACCAUUUUUUGUGUCUCAAUUUCCCAUCUACUCCCAAUUAGUCGACGUCCUCCUCCACGAUGAAGACUGAACUCCUUCACUCGUACAGUUCCACGAGUUUGUCCGCCCUGUCGCGAUCUCCAUCCAGCCCUUCAUUCCUAGGCAGACUUAGUCCUCCCACCAAGGGAGACCUUACAGGGAGUGGAAGUGGUGGUAAGGAGAAUGGCGAGAAGAACGGUAGCUACACGACGUUAGAGGACUAUGCCGUCACACCAGAACCGUUCGUCGGCGAGGAGGAAGGCUGUUGCUCAAGCUGGCUAAAGAAUACUUUCACGAAGAAAAAUAUUACGAAAAAGUUUCCCGUCCUUUCAUGGCUUCCGACGUACAACGUUUCAAAACUCGUGUCCGAUUUCAUCGCGGGGUUGACGGUGGGACUAACGCUGAUUCCACAGGGGCUCGCGAUGGCGUCAGUGGCAGGAUUGCCUCCGCAGUACGGACUUUAUUCCGGUUUUAUUGGAUGCUUCGUCUACAUCUUGUUCGGAAGUACGGAGUCCAUUACCAUCGGACCGACAGCUAUCAUGGCGAUUAUUACGUUAUCAUAUGCACAAAAUAAGCCUCCAGAGUAUGCCAUUCUUCUUUGUUUUAUUACCGGCGUGAUGACACUUCUCAUGGGAUUGUUGCAAUUGGGGUUCAUAGUGAACUUCAUCUCAACUCCCGUGACUUCCGCCUUCACAUCCGCAGCUGCCAUUACGAUCUGUUUCACCCAGGUGAAAGCCCUCCUCGGCCUGAAAUUCCCAGCUGAAGGGUUUCUAGACGUGACGAAAGGGGUCAUCAAGAACAUUGGCGAUGUCCAAGUUAACGACUUGAUGGUUUCAUUAGUCUGCACGAUUGUCCUGCUCGUUUUGAGGAAAUUACAAUCUAUCUGUAAAUGUGCGGCCCAGUGUUCCAGCGCGUUUGAUAAGUUCUUAUGGGUGGUUGCUACCUCCAGGAGUGUGAUUGUCAUUGUGGUUUGCACUGGGAUUUUUGCAUGGGUUGGUGACGAAGGAAUCGUUGCCUUUGUUGGCAAUGUUGAAGGAGGUCUUCCCCCGUUACAGUUGCCCCCAUUCUCCUUUUCCGGAAAUGGGACCACUCCCGUCACUGAAAUUAGCCCGGAAUGGGAGACUUUCACUUUCAUGGAUCUUCUUAAACAGGAUAGUUCUGCAAUCAUUGUGUUGCCACUGUUGGCUUUGAUGGAGCAUGUCACCAUUGCCAGGUUGUAUGCUGGAUCGGGACGAGUUGAUGCUUCCCAAGAAAUGAUCUCGAUCGGAAUAUCAAACAUUUUGGGAAGUUUCUUGAGCAAUAUGCCAAUCACGGGGUCGUUCUCAAGAACAGUGGUCAACAAGGCGAGCGGUGUGGCGACUCCGAUGGGUGGACUUAUAACUGGCGUCUUGGUCAUGGUCGCAUUGCAAUUUCUCACUCCAUGGUUCUACUUUAUCCCUAAAGCUGCCCUCGCUGCAGUCAUUUGUUGCGCAGUUAUUUUUACCAUCGAUUUAGAAAUCUUGUACCCAAUGUGGAAGAGCAAAAAAAUGGACCUUCUUCCUUGGUUUGCCACCUUUGCCGUCAGCCUCCUGGUCGGAUUACAAUUUGGCGUCUUGGUGGGAUUCAUCAUCAGUGUUAUUUUCCUCCUCUAUUGGGCAGCCCGACCUGGAAUCCGAGUCAAGAGGGGUCAGACAUCCUCCGGAAUCGAGUUCAUCUUACUGGACCUUGAUCGCUCACUCACCUUCCCCUCCAUGGAUUACACGAGGUACAUCAUGAUGAAGUCUGGCACGGUUUGGGCGAAGGGAAGCAUUCCGCUGGUUAUUGAUUGCCAACAUAUUCAAUUCGCUGAUUACACUGCGGCUCAGGGUGUGCGUGACCUGUUCAAAAUAUUUAAUGACAAGAAACAUGAACUCAUCCUGUACCAGGUGAAACCAUCCGUGGUUCGGAUAUUCACCAGUGUUCUGGAACUCAACAAAAUUCCGUACAAAUGUUGCUCAAACGAUCAGCAGCUUGAAGCAGCACUUGAGUCUUACAUGAGAGCAAAAGAAGAUAAAAACGACGUAAAAAUUGUAUUCUCAAUCGCUGAUGAUGACAACUCAUCGAUAUCCGACGAGAGUGAGGAGCAGAAUAAUAAAGAGGGGCAAGAUGAGAAUUUGCCACCACCACCCCCACCGUCAGGUCAAGGGCAAGGUCAUGUCAAUGGGGCGGCGGUGUUUGACUUGAGCAGAGAGUGAGAUCAAAGGUCAUCCAAGGAGAAUAAAUAAGGAUUUACCUUUACACUUAGUACCGAAUGAAAUUAUGUACAUACAUGAGAAACGAGACGAAACGGGUGUCGAAUACUUUUUUUUAGAGCGCUGCGCAUUUUUUGACCUUAUAUUGUUACACAAAGUAUUACUUUUAUACGCCACAAAUUCAAGUACCCAUUUACAUACCACUUACUGUAAAUAUGUGACUGUUACUCCUUCAUUUUACUUACAAAUUAUGUAUAUAACUUGCAACUUUACAAACUUUACAUGUGUUCUUGCCCCCCUUGUUCAGUGUUGUUACAUAUAUUCAUACUUAAUUUAUACUUGUGAUAGUGGUGUGAUAAUGCAAUUUAUGGUUAUCACACCCUUGUUUGUUACGAAUGUCAUUUGUGCCAAUCUUUUGAAUAAAUGAUGUCCGUUAUUAUGAUUCUA
Messenger RNA from Folsomia candida, 2889 nucleotides. RefSeq names its product sodium-independent sulfate anion transporter. Gene Ontology annotation, biological process: transmembrane transport. Gene Ontology annotation, cellular component: membrane. Gene Ontology annotation, molecular function: sulfate transmembrane transporter activity. The transcript is spliced from 18 exons. The record is from RefSeq and is a predicted model, not a curated record. Bases 274 to 2445 code for a protein of 723 amino acids. Lineage: Eukaryota; Metazoa; Arthropoda; Collembola; Entomobryomorpha; Isotomidae.